This is a messenger RNA of Heterostelium album PN500, 4413 nucleotides long. It is a transcript of the gene cbfB, whose product is annotated as putative C-module-binding factor. The record is from RefSeq and is a predicted model, not a curated record. The coding region runs from base 1 to 4413 and encodes 1470 amino acids. Lineage: Eukaryota; Evosea; Eumycetozoa; Acytosteliales; Acytosteliaceae. The transcript is spliced from 4 exons. Gene Ontology annotation, biological process: regulation of DNA-templated transcription. Gene Ontology annotation, cellular component: nucleus.
AUGCCACCAGAAUUUAUUGUAUCUAAUGGUUUUAACUUCUUUCUUGUGAUGAAUGGUUUUAUAAAGUCAUUGAUUAUAAAUAAUAAUGGUGGUUUCUACAAUACUCCAAGGAUAGAUAUCUCUCAAUAUAAAGAAGAUUUUGUUCAUGAACAUGUCUAUGUAAAUGGAUUUCCAUUGUUAAUAGGUGGAUUCAAUCAAAAUCUAAAUGGUGUAGUUAUUAGUAAUAGUAACUCGAAUUAUAAUCAUAAUCUAUCUGCUCCACCUACUCCCAAUCAAACAAGUAGUAGUAGUAAUAAUAAUAACUAUGUUUCAUCUGAAUUCAUAUCAAUACAAGGAAAUAGUAGUUGUAACAAUAAUAACAUUAGUAUCAAUAACAAUAAUUAUUUAUUCAAUUUGAAAUGGUUGAAAGAUCAUUCCAAUAAAUUAAACGAAAUAAUCUAUCCUGAUAAUGGAUGGACAUUAGGAAGAUUUAUUGAUCAUCUUAUGGGUGAUCAACAACAACAACCAUCACCAUUAUCAUUGUCAAUGUCCAUGACAGACCAACUAAAUCAAUCGGGUGUAAAUACACCUAUAUCUUCACCACAUGUACCAUCAACACCAAACUGCUAUUCAUCUGGAUCAAACAGACAAAUCACCCCAACAACAACAGCAGCAACACCACCAUCUGUAAGAAGUAAGAAAUCAAUGGAAUGUCCAGAGGAGUGGUCACAGUACCUGAAAGAUCCUCUAGUUAGUAAGAUACCAUCGUCUCUAAUGGAACGGAAUGCAGUGUACGAUUUGGUAUCUUACCUGCCAUCAAACUAUAUGGUACCGUCAUCAAUGCGAUUCUCUAUCGAUGGCGAUGACUUUUGGUCACAUGGCCAAAGAGAUUGUUGUGCCAGUAUCAGUCAUAGUCUAAUGGUGAGCGGCAGUGCCAAUACCUCUACCUUUUGGUUCUGUACGGACAGCGAGAGUCAUAGCAAAGUAUCAGAAUUUUGGAAUUCAAAACUGAGCGGUGGUGUAUCACUGGAGAGCGAAGAGAAUGCAUUGAUUGUCCCUAUCAAUGAUCUGAUGCGAUCCGGUAUCAGAUUCUACGUUAUCGAGCAAAAGGUUGGAGAUCUAGUGAUCUUGCCAUCCUGUAGUGUCUAUCAGUGUUUGAAUAUCGGUGGUAACAGCAUCAAGGUAUCUUGGCAACGAGUUACACCGCAUUCACUCUAUCUUGCCUAUGAAUACAUCAUUCCAUUCUACCGUACGAUAAAGAAAACCGAAUACUAUCCAACUAAGCUGAUAGCUUAUCAUAGUUUGAAAGCUAGUAUUUCACGAGGAAAUGAAUGGUUGUAUCGUAGUGACAUCACGCAGGAACAGGUAGUUCGAUAUGUUCGUGAGACAUUGAUGAUCUACAAGUUGUUACUCGACCUAAACUGGAACGAAAAGAUCUUCCACGAGGAAACGAAACUCAGUAAACCAGUUGGUGUUCGUCAGCUACCUGAAAGCAGCACCGAUCCAAACUCUCCUAAUUUCCAAUCACCUCUACUUCACUGUGCAGAUUGUUCAACUGUCAUAUUCAACCGAUCCUAUCAACAUAAUAAUCAAGCAAAGAGUGGCGGUAGUGGUGGUACUGGCUGUGGUAGUGAUGAUUGCGUUGACUAUUGUAUCUAUUGUAUUGCCGAGGGUAAAGAACAACAACAUGCCAAUGAUAUCAAUCUAACACAGAUAUUCCCACCAAAUAGUAUUGACGACCUUUUGGAGCAAUCAAAGAAUACUCUCAAGGAAAUUCUCAUCAAAGUUAAACUCUUUGAAUCACAAGCAAUAUUUGACGAUUGUUUUACACCUAUGAUAUCGAAAAACAGUGUUUCCAUUGCAAGUAUAGCAUUCAACCAAGUUGUGCUUUCCAACAACGAUGUUAAAUCGACAUGUCACCAGUGUAAACUGAACAAACCGCUAUCAAAAAUGGCAUUCUGUUCUGGAGUAUCAUCCGAGAACCGGGCACUAACACCAGCCAAUUGUAACAAGAAAUUUUGUUUUCAUUGUUUAAGAAAUAGAUAUAAUCUAUCAUUGGUUGAUUGUCAGAAAUCAUUGAAUUGGUUAUGUUUAGUUUGUCAAGGAAUAUGUAAUUGUGGUGCAUGUGUUAAAAAGAGGAAUAUGGCAGUUUCCAUUCCAAACAGUCCGAGAAAACGAGAUAAUAUCUCAUUAUAUCAAACACAUUAUUGCGCAUCACCAAUGGUGUCGUCACCAUCUCCAUUAACACCAACAGUCUACGAUUGUUAUGUUAACAACAAUCCAUUUAUUUUCAAUUCGAAAUCAUCUACACAACUCUGGGCACAAUAUCCUAGAUCCUCUAAUUCCUCUCCUUCUUCCAACCAUAAUAAUAAUACUAUCAGUAUCAAUAAUAAUAAUAUUGUAUCUAAUCCAAAUGUUAUACUUCAUAAAAAUAAUAAUACUCUAAUUAACAUUAAUGGAAACACCAGUGGUAUACAAACAUUCAAUACGAAUACAGGUCUACCAUUGCAACAGUCGUUAUCGUAUAUUCCUGUGGUACACCACCAAACACCACCAUCUACACCGUCAUACUCACCCUAUCAUACUCCAAGGGCAAAUAACAAUUGUACAUACUAUUCUACGAGUUCAAACUCCACUCCCAAUAUGAACUCACCAUACAUCUCACAAACAUCACCCAUUUAUUCACCAUUUAUAACAUCACCUUUCAAAUAUACUAAUAUUAAUCCCACAUUUGUAAAUCAAUCUAUUUCUUCACCCGAUAGAACAUCAUCCUAUCAAAAUUAUCAAAAUCAUUAUAUUAAUAUUAAUAAUUUUAGAACAUCUACAUCAUCAUAUCCACUCUUUUCAUCACUAACAAGUACUGAUUAUUCAUUUGAAAACAGCGAAUUUACAACGAUGGCAAAUAAAUCAACAACAUCUACAACUACAGGUGAUGAAUCCACAAUUACCAAAGCAACGGCAGAAGUACCAGUUGCAAAUGAACCAUCAAAAAAAGGAAAGAAAGGAUCAAAGAAAAGAAGAACCGAUGACUCCAUACCACCCAUCAAGAAAGAAGGUUCAGGUAAAUCCAGAUCCUCCAAGAAACAAUCGCCACCAACCAUCACUGCUUCAGCAUCGAGCACCGAUCAAAAGGUUUUGAGUUCAAGUGGUAGCAAUUGGUUCGAUCAAAAGGUGCCUUCUGAACAACAAACACCAUUCACCACACCCAACAGUGUUGUAACUCUUACUAAUACAACUGCAACUCCUAAUGUAUUAGCUAUUAAACAACCACAACAACAACAACAAGCAACAACAACUACAACCAUCAAUAACAACACCACAAUAACAUUUACCUCGCAUAUACCACAACCACCUGUGUCAAAAGAUAUCUAUUUAUCAGGAUCAAUGGUUUGGGCGAGACUGGGUGGACUUUCACACUUUUUCCCUGCGAGAAUCAGUUUCCCUGAGGAAAUACCGGUUGGUAUGAGACAUCCAGAUAAUGCCGUCUAUCUCUACUUCUUUGGUGAUAACUUUUUCGAUUGGGUUCAAAAUAAGAACAUAUUCCAGUUUAUAACCGGUGCUGAAUUUGAGUAUCUGCAGACACCUGCUUUUGGUUUGGCUAUCAAGGAAGCCUACGAGUACAAAAGAACAUUUAUUAAUGGUGCAAGCACUCCACUUCAAACACCACUUCAUCAUCCAAUGUUUAACUAUCAAGAUUCUAUGCAACAGAAUUGCUAUCAAACAAACAAUGAUCAUUUUACAUCCCAACAACAACAACAACAGCAACAACAACAACAGCAACAACAUACUCAUUUUGUUAAUGUUACGAUGAAUGAUCCACAACUUUCAUCUAAUUCUGUAUACUUGAAUUCAAAUAUUGAUUUAACACAAAUCCAAACUACUACUUAUCAAUUGGACUCUUCUCAAUCAAUUCAUCAAUCAAAUGAGAAUGUUCCAAUCUCUGGUGAUUCAUCUCAACAACAAACGAUUACAGGUUCACAGCACAAUAUGUUAGCAGAGAGUUCCUCUGGAAUUACAAACGCAUCACAUUUUCUAUCAAACAUGUCAUUACAAAGCACUGGUAGCUUAGAGCAUUUCUUUGUUCCAAACAAUAGUAAUAAUCAAAACAACAACAAUGCUAACAAUCAACAAUCUAUUGUUCAACAAACAGCAACAUCGUUUUCCAACAACAAUAACAACACUCCAAUCGUAAAAACAGAGAAUCAAAUGGAAGAUCAAUUCGACACUUUGUAUCAAACAGUUCAAUAUCCACAAUCAAAUGAAAGCAAUGAUAGUCCAAAUAAUUCAUUUAAUCAAGCUAUCCAAAAUCCAAUCAUUGACGAUUUAAAAUCUGGUAAUAGUGGACUAACUGAUUCUCCCAAAUCACAAUUUAUAAGCGAGCCAAAUACAGAUGUUUUCUUUGAAAAUACUUGGUGGAACAAUCUUCAACUAUAA